Molecule: messenger RNA, 1869 nt
Organism: Callorhinus ursinus (northern fur seal)
Lineage: Eukaryota; Metazoa; Chordata; Mammalia; Carnivora; Otariidae
Source: RefSeq, a predicted model, not a curated record
AACUGCCAAGGGGAAAUGUGGUUCCAGAGCCAAAUUGUUGGUUCAGCCCCCGUCUACUCCGGGGUGGUGCUUAGCCGGCGCCAGACCGACCCUCGACUUCGGAGGGGCAGUGCCGUUCCUCUGGGCGCUUCCUCGGCGGCCGCUUCGGCUCCUUCAGCCUCCUCGGCCUCCUCGGCCUCCUCAGCCUCCGCCGGGACCCGAGACCUCGGUGUAUGCCCCACCCCUGACCCCGCUAGAGAUAUGUCCACCCCGGCUCGGCGGCGCCUCAUGAGGGACUUCAAGAGGUUGCAGGAGGAUCCUCCAGCUGGAGUCAGCGGGGCUCCGUCCGAGAACAACAUAAUGGUUUGGAACGCGGUCAUUUUCGGGCCUGAAGGGACCCCGUUUGAGGAUGGAACAUUUAAGCUUACAAUCGAAUUCACUGAAGAAUAUCCAAAUAAACCACCUACGGUUAGAUUUGUCUCUAAGAUGUUUCAUCCAAAUGUCUAUGCAGAUGGUAGUAUAUGUCUGGACAUACUUCAGAACCGCUGGAGUCCAACCUAUGAUGUGUCUUCCAUUUUAACAUCCAUACAGUCCCUAUUGGAUGAACCCAAUCCCAAUAGUCCAGCAAACAGCCAGGCUGCUCAGCUGUACCAGGAGAACAAGCGGGAGUAUGAAAAACGUGUUUCUGCGAUAGUAGAACAGAGCUGGCGUGACUGUUGACCCGGGUGCAGCAGAAGAAGAGGCUGGUCAUAAGGAAAAUAUAUAUUGAUGUGUUUGUCACCUUCCUGUUCCUCAAUGUCAUUACAUUACUUUAUUAAAAGCAAAAUAGCUGUUGUGCUGUUUCCAUCUUCCCUUGCCGAGCUUUCCCUAGCCCUUCUACCCUCUCCUUGAACCUCAGCAAACACCCUCUCUGAGAUCAAAUGUACUGUACCUGGGUUACGUGCGAACAUUACUAACGCUUCACCCCCUCUCUGUUGUGUCUCAGCUCCGGUUGUAGGGCAGUAUUGUGUUACCGUACUUUACACUAAGCUUUUAAAGUGAAUUGUUACACAAGUGGUGCUUAUGCAUAGCUUGAUGACCAGGAUGUGAUUUUUAACAAAAGGAUUGCUGAAGUGUUUCAUCCUGCCUGGUCCUUCACUUGUGUUGGAUUUAGAAGUGAAUGUCUGGAAUAUGGCCUAUGGAAAACAGGGGAACAAAUCCACAUAAGCAUCCAUUCUGAAAGAGCAGUGGAGGCUAAAAAUGCUAUUAUACUAAGAUCCAACCAAAAUUAAUUACAAGAUGGCUUUUACUGGUACGAAGGAAAAAGUUAAAGGACUUGGCCAAAGGAACGCAGCAAUAACUGUAACUGACACAUCCUCUCCUUGCAAGAUAUUCACUGGGCUCACCCAUGCUAAGUUUCGGAAUACUGAAGUCUUCUGGGUUUUUGCUUUUUAAAGAGGUGUGGGAGCAGAGGAAUGGAAACAAUCAUUCGUUUUUAAGCUAGGGAAGGUGGGAGAUCCUUUAAUCUUUUUAAGGGAGCAGUGCCACCCUAGACAAAUUUAUAAUCCCCCAUCAUUUUGUUAGAGUUUUAGUUAACCCAAGGAAGGGAGCAUAUCUGUGGCAAACUAUUUUCCACUCAAAUCCUGAGUUAAUGCUGCAUGCUUUAGUUUCGUCUUCCCUUUCAGUAUUAUAAGAACUUCGAAGUCACAUUUGUGAUCUUUCGUUGGCUAUUUAUACUUUAGAUAGUACCUUUAAGUAGCAGUGUGGGACAAGGCUUGUACAUGUUUUGUCUAAUGUUCCAUCGUCACCUUUUGUGUAUUUGUCACUCUUCUAAAUCUAACUUUGCACAAGUAACCCAUGUAAAAAAUGUACAUUUUUCAAAACUUGUAAAUAAAAAUAACCUUAAAAUUU